UGAAUAUCUUUCCAUCCAUAUAUUCUCGCCCCACACCACCGAUUCCCCCCCCCUCUCUCUCUCUCUCGUAUUUUUUAUGUAAAAAACCACACUUUUUCCUUUCAUGUUUUGCUUUCUACCUCUCUCCACUUUCUUUUGUUUGUAUAUAACGUUAUCUAUUAUUUGCCUAUAUGAAUAUACAAUUUCCCUUUCUCACGCAGACUUCGUAUGCUUGUUUGUUGUAUGCAAGUGUCAAAUCGAUCCUGCCAAGCAUAAUUCAGGGCAGGAAGAGUCGACCUUCAGACGACAACAGUCCUUAUCAUUAAGCCAAGUCAUAAAUUGUAAUCACCAAGUCCGUAUAUCCAGAGCUCUUCUAUCUUUAGAAGGACUGCAGACAAACGUAUUUACAUAAAGGAAAAAGAUGAAUCAAACAAGAAUAUCGAUAAGAAAAAAGAGGAGGUGGCUGUUGUGUACGUAUGAGGGAUGCAUGGCGCCUUUUGGAUAGCGGGCUUGAAGAU
Zychaea mexicana is the source of this 497-nucleotide messenger RNA. RefSeq lists its product as uncharacterized. Bases 104 to 391 code for a protein of 95 amino acids. The transcript has 2 exons. Lineage: Eukaryota; Fungi; Mucoromycota; Mucoromycetes; Mucorales; Lichtheimiaceae. The record is from RefSeq and is a predicted model, not a curated record.